Sitodiplosis mosellana (orange wheat blossom midge) is the source of this 572-nucleotide messenger RNA. It is a transcript of the gene EMRE, whose product is annotated as essential MCU regulator, mitochondrial. Gene Ontology annotation, cellular component: uniplex complex; mitochondrial inner membrane. The record is from RefSeq and is a predicted model, not a curated record. Gene Ontology annotation, biological process: mitochondrial calcium ion homeostasis; calcium import into the mitochondrion. Bases 133 to 420 code for a protein of 95 amino acids. NCBI's taxonomy places the organism in Eukaryota, Metazoa, Arthropoda, Insecta, Diptera, Cecidomyiidae. The transcript has a single exon.
AAAAAACGAAACGAAAACAACGAGACACAUCGCAGUAACUUAUCAGAAUUUGAAAAGCAAGGACCAAUAACACGUAGUAGUGUGUAGAAAACGAAACGAAAACGAACACGAGAACAAAAGGACCAAAAUAUUAUGUUGCUGUUACAAAAAUACGUCGCAUUGCAACGAUUGGCUGCUACGGUUGCUGCUACUGGAACUGGAGCCAAUUCAACGCGGCUACAACAAAUUAGACACAAGACAUACUAUCGAACUGGAGCGUUUAAGCCAAUGCCACCGAUUUCAUCGUUCGGAAUCAUUGGAAUUGUGUGCUCGGUGGUGCCUGGCUUAUUUAUCGGUGCCGCGAUUAGCAAAAGUGUAGCAAAUUUCCUUGAAGAAAACGAUCUAUUCGUUCCAUCGGACGAUGAUGAUGAUGAGGAUUAGAGUUAUUCGGGCCACACUGUGUGCAACACCUCACCACUUCGUUCCAACCUAGAAUCAAACCAAAUCAAGUGAUGAAUGACGAUGAACGUGUGAAAGAAUUGUCUUCUAUUUUUCAAUUAUUCAGCAGAUUCGGAUUUUUUCCCGUCUUAUUU